UCGGGUGACGCCAGCGUGCAGUCGGCGCCGGCCGACCAGCCGCGCCAGCUCACCCUACAGGAGGCGAUGGCUAUGUUCCGGCGCCAGUCGGCCCCGCCGGCAGCGCAGCCGACUUCCGCCGCCGGCAGGGUGAGCGCGCCGACGGCCACCUCUGCGCAAGGCAGAUCUCGCCCGGAGGAGGGCGAAUCGCGAUCUGAGGAGGAGGACUCACGCUGUGAGCGAGAGGGGUCAGCCUGGGAGGACGAGUCCAGGCUGGAUGAAGAGGACUCCCAUAUGGGGGACGACGGAUAUGCACUGGCUGAUGAUGUGCCGCGCUCGGAGAAUGAGUCACGCCUGGAAGGGGACGAGUCGCGCCCGGACGAGACCCGCUGGGGGGAAGAGUCGCGCCCUGAUGAUGGACCACACCCGGAAGAAGAGUCAUGUGUGGAGGAGGGUGAUUCGCGCCCCGAAGUAAACGAAUUGCAAGAAGAGGAGGAUGAGUCGCGUCGCGGAGGAGACGAAUCACGUUUGGAGGGUGGCGAUUCUCGCCUUGAAGAUGGCGAUUCGCGUGUGGAAGAGGACGAGUCUCGCCUGGAAGAAGGCGACUCUCGCCUGGAAGAGGGCGACCCUCACCUGGGAGAUGACGAGUGGCGCCCGGCUGAGGGCGCGCCGUCCGCAAAAGACGACGCGCGUGACCAGCCGGGAGAACAAAGCUCGACUUCAGUCGCCGGCUGGGACGGCGCGUCGGAUCUCUCCGCGGACGAGCGGGACGGCGGCGACUCUUCGACGUCGACGUCGAUGGCGGCGGCGGGAGGCGCCAACCAGACCGAACCGGCGCCCAGCUCGCCUGGGGACAAGUGCGGCGUGAAGCGAGAACCGGUGGGCAAGGGUCAGGCGGAGGAGGAGGCGACCGGCGCGGCCGGCGAGCCGAGCGCGCUAGUUAAGACCGAGUCGGGCGCUGUGGCCACCGAGACGCUCGACGACUCGAUCAAGGCCGAGAUCAGUCAGCUGAUCAGUGGCGCUGUGCUCGACUCAGAGCUGAUGCAGGGCGAGGUGGACGGCACAGCUGAGGACCUCUCCGAGGUCAAGGACAUGCUCAGCAUGCUGGAGGAGAAACCGGACCUGCUGAACGGUAGUGGCAGCGAGCCGGACGACGCCGACGGCGGCGACGAGCCCGACUCGUCCGACGACAGCGACGCCAGCGAGACCGAGUCGGAGUCGGGCCGGCGCGAGGCCAGCGACGGCGAUGGUGACGAGUCUGAGCAGGAGGGCGACGCGCCCGAGAGUCCCAAGCCCAAGAGGCGCAAGAAGAAGGGCCGCAAACGCAAGAAGAAGCGCGCCGAGAGCGGCGGCGACAAGAACGACGACGACGCCGGCCCGCGUAACAAGCGGCGCAACAUCCGCCAGAUAAUCACCGAGGAGAAGCUGGACUCGGAGACGCUGCGCGCGCAGGAGGAGGAGAAGGAGCGCCAGCUGCGCCUGGCCGAGCAGAAGAAGUGGUUCGAGCAGUUCAAGAAGGAGCAAGAGCGCGUAAUGGCUGAGAAGCAGCGCGAGGAAGAGGAGCGAGCCGAGCGCGAGGCCGAGGAGCGCAAGGAGCUGCCCGGCAACGACUCGGACGUGAUUGUGCUCUCUAGCGACGAGGAGAAACACGACCAGGCCAAGGCCAGGGCCGACCACGACAAGCUGCAGGCCAAGGCCAAAGACUCGGCUGGCGGCGGCGGUGGCGGCGGCGAGACGAGCGACGACGACAUCCAGCUGCUGAGCUCGGGCGAGGAGGAGAAGGACGAGGGUCCCUCCGAGGACACCAACAACUCGGGCUCGCAUACCGACGACACGUGCAACGUGCCCGACUCGCUGGGCCGCGUGCUCGUCAACGUGGGCCACCCGCCGGCCGAGAUGGACAUCUUCAUCGCUCCGCAGAUCGCGCGCAACAUCAAGCCGCACCAGAUCGGUGGUGUUCGGUUUCUGUACGACAAUGUUAUCGAGUCUCAGGAGCGAUGCAAGACCACCCAGGGCUUCGGCUGUAUACUGGCCCACUCUAUGGGGCUGGGCAAAACCAUGCAGACGGUCACGUUCUCGGACAUCUUUCUGCGCCACACCGGCCACCGGACCGUGCUCAUCAUCGUGCCCAUCAACACCAUCCAGAACUGGUUGAACGAGUUCAAUUACUGGCUGCCGGACGCCAACACGUACUCGCCGCUGGCGCAGGGCGGCGAGGUGCGGCCGCGCCACUUCUCCGUCAGCAUGCUGAACGACAGCCACCGUACGCUACAGGCGCGCGCCAAGGUGAUUGCUGACUGGUACCAGGAGGGAGGCGUGCUGCUGAUUGGCUACGAGCUGUACCGGCUGCUCAACAUCAGCUCUUCGCGCGCCGCCCGCAAGAAGAAGCGCAAGGACGGCUCGGACGACCUGGAGGCCGAGGCGCGCGAGAAGCGCCUGCUGGACGGCAUCAAGGUGGCCAUCACGCGACCGGGCCCCGACCUGGUGAUCUGCGACGAGGGGCACCGCAUCAAGAACGCCGGUGCCAGCAUCUCGCAGGCGCUGAAGAGCAUCCGCACGCGUCGCCGGCUGGCACUCACCGGCUACCCGCUGCAGAACUGCCUGGUCGAGUACUGGUGCAUGGUGGACUUUGUGCGGCCCAACUUCCUCGGCACCAAGGCCGAGUUCAACAACAUGUUCGAGCGGCCCAUCUCCAACGGCCAGUGCGUGGACUCGACGCCGUCAGACAUCCGUCUGAUGCGGUUCCGGGCGCACGUGCUGCACUCGCUGCUGGAGGGUCUGGUGCAGAGGCGAAGCCACGCGAUCCUGCAGGCGACGCUGCCCAAGAAGGAGGAGUACGUGUGCCUGCUGCGCAUGACCCCGCUGCAGCGCGCCCUCUACCAGCGCUACAUACUCGACCUGACCUCGCGCAACGGCCACUCGCCCAACCCGCUGCGCGCCUUCGUUGUCAGCUGCAAGAUUUGGAACCACCCGGACAUCCUGUACAACCUGCUGAAGAAGAAAAUGGCGGACGACGACCUGGACCUGGACGAGACGAACGACAGCAGCGGCACGCCGGGCCGCGGCCGCCGACCAGCUGCGGCGCCGCCGGCCGCUGGACCGGCUGGACCCGCUGGUCCCGCCGGUCCCCCCUCACAGAUGCCACUCGACUCGAACCCGUUCGAGAAGGCGCCCAAGGAGGACGGCUUCAUCAACUACGACUGGGCCCAGGACAUGAUGCAGGGCUACAUUCCCGGCCAGAUAGAGAACUCCACCAAGAUGAUGGUGUUCAAAGUGCUGCUGGAGGAGACGGUCCGGCAGGGCGACAAGAUGCUGCUGUUCAGCCAGUCCCUGUUCACGCUCAACAUCAUCGAGGAGUUCCUGCAGCAGACGCUGGUGCCGGGCCGCAAUGACAAGUGGAUGCUGAACCACACCUACUUCCGUCUGGACGGCUCCACCACCGGCCUGGAGCGCGAGAAGCUCAUCAGCGAGUUCAACGCCAACCCGGCCGUGCCGCUGUUCCUCGUGUCGACGCGCGCCGGCAGCCUGGGUGUCAACCUGGUGGGCGCCAACCGCGUGCUGGUGUUUGACGCCUCCUGGAACCCCUGCCACGACACGCAGGCCGUCUGCAGGGUCUACAGGUUCGGCCAGCAGAAGCAGUGCUUCAUCUACCGGCUGGUGACGGACAACUGCCUCGAGCGGCGCAUCUACGACCGCCAGCUCAAGAAGCAGUCCAUGUCCAACAGGAUCGUUGACGAGACCAACCCGGAUAACAUGGUCACCACGCAGAACCUGAACCGGCUGUUGGACCCAAAUGAGGAUGACCCGCCGCCGGCCGCCAUCUCGCCCGAUCCGGACAAGUACGACGACCCGGUUCUGCUCACCGUCAUCGAGCGGCUUGGCCACCUGUUCUCCAGGUGGGACUCCGCGCGCGCGCGCACCCGGCCCGCCGAGCCGUUCGAGCACGACGCCCAGCUGGUGGACCGACAGGACAAGCGGCUGACUCAGGCAGAGAAGCGACUGGCCAAGCGCAGCUACGAGCUCGAGAAGAAGGCGGCCAACACGGGCGGCUACAACCGGCCCAACUACCAGGCCUACCACCCCCGCCAGGGGCCCGGCUCGCUGCCCAUGUACAGGGGAAUGUACAACAAGCCGGUGGCGAACGUGCGUCCGAUGAUGGUGGGCGGCCGGAUGGUGCAGCGGCCGGGCGUGGGCCAGUUUGGCCCGUCCCGGCUCUCCACGGAGCAGCUGACCCGCCAGGGCGUCUCCAUGUCGCACAUCACCGUGCCCAAAGAUGUGACCAUACCGACGGGCUCCGGUGACGGCGAGCCCAUCCACCUGCGCGCCGGCCAGACGGUGCUCGUCAUCCGCACGGCCAAGGGCGUCUACCUGCGCCUGCAGGACGGCCGCAUCAUCGCCAUCCGCAUGCCGCCCGGCGCAGAGGGCCGGAGCGUGCCGGACCUGCUCAACUCGAACCGCUAUCCAGGUCAGGUGCUGGCCGAGGAGGCGGUCGGCAAGCCGAGCAACCAGCAAACGGACAGCGAGCUUAUGGACACUCACAUUUUCGACCUGAGUCACAAACCUGGCUUGAGUAAGCGGCCGGGGCCGGAAACCAGCGACCAGUCGCUCGAGCUGCAGGCGUCGCGCCUGUCGCAGCAGCACCUGUCCCCGCCGGCGCAGAUGGGCGGCAUCGACGACCUGAUCGCGGGCUUCGACUUGAGCCGGCCGGCGUACAGCGCGCCGGCGCAGAUUCCGGCGUUCCCGGGCGGCGGCAGCGCGCCGCUGCCGUCGUUCUCGACCGUGUCGCAGCUGCCGCUGCCCUCGUUUUCGAGCGUGUCGGGCGGCUCGACCGAGCCGGCAUUCGGGGCGCCGCCGUUCUCGGCCGGGUUCGGCCUGCCACAGCAGCGGUUCGAGCCGUACCACAGCGAGGCGACGGCGGCGGCGGCGGCGGCCGACUACGCGCUGCAGAUGGCGGGCCCGGCCGGCGAGCCCGCCUUCCGUCGGCCGCAGUAG
Pollicipes pollicipes is the source of this 4971-nucleotide messenger RNA. RefSeq names its product helicase ARIP4. The coding region runs from base 67 to 4971 and encodes 1634 amino acids. NCBI's taxonomy places the organism in Eukaryota, Metazoa, Arthropoda, Thecostraca, Pollicipedomorpha, Pollicipedidae. Gene Ontology annotation, molecular function: ATP hydrolysis activity; ATP binding. The record is from RefSeq and is a predicted model, not a curated record. The transcript is spliced from 20 exons. Gene Ontology annotation, cellular component: nucleus.